Didymodactylos carnosus is the source of this 3431-nucleotide messenger RNA. Lineage: Eukaryota; Metazoa; Rotifera; Eurotatoria; Philodinida; Philodinidae. The record is from the annotation of a GenBank genome assembly.
UUAAGUGUCCUCUAUACGAUGGUGAAAACCGCAGGCCGCUAAGACCUUUCGUUAAAAAGUUAUUUGAAAAACGGCAACCGGCACGACCUUUCCGUUUCGAUAGUAGUCAAGUCACUGAUGAUGAAAUCUCGCCAAGUACUCUAACGGUUUUGCGCUAGAGAACCAUCUAGAAAGAAGUUCUGAUACAUGCUCAACUGAAAGAUCGACAUAUCAGCCUUAUCUCGCUCUCAGCAGAUUUACAUAAGACAGACUUGUGGCUUCUGUAGUUUGAAUCUGUUGUGAAUCUGUAGUUUUCUUAGAGAAGUAUGCGUUGAAAAAUAAAAAGCAAAUAAAAUAAAAUAAGAAACAUAUCAGUGCAAUAACAAAAUCUUGAUCUUGACAUGAGAAACGAUGUAAACCACAAGAGCAUUGCUCACAAAAGUCAAAAUAAAAUACUAAUAAACCAUCACUCACAGAGAAUCUUCUAAUUUAUCUUUCAAAUACAUUGUAUCUUUUACACUUUCUGAUGAUAAUGCUAGUAUUUUAUCUACAAUCCGCUUGUGACAGGUCUUGAAAGGUGAACUCAUCUACCAAAUUGACUAACAGACUAAACUAUCUUCAUAUACUUAGUGCGAAUGCUUGAAAUUCUUUUUUAUUGAAUAGAUGCUGAAGCAGAACAGUUGUUAGACUGGAAUAUACCUCUUGAUGUAACAAGUUAUUAUGCCAGAUAUGUCUCACACAAACGAAUGAAAUUGAAAAUAGACGAGUGGAUUGAACAACUGUUUAUUUGCAACUGCUCAUUACAGACGAGCUUUGGCCGAUUUUGUGAAUACAGUCCUGCUGAUGACGAUAGUUCAGAAUCAUCAGUAGAUUUCCAGACACUCUUGGAAAAACAUACAACGGCAAGACUUGCUACAUCUUUAAAAUAUCCAAGUGUAAGAAUAAUUUCAUGCUACAACCUGAUUACGUGUUUGGAUAUGAAUGGGAACGAUCGAUGUAUUGAUUGGCGUGAUAUCUGUGACAAUGAACAAGAUUGUAGAGAUGGUGAAGAUGAAAGGAAUUGUGACAUAAUUGAAAUGAAUGGUUGCACGACCGAACAUGAAUUUAGAUGUCGAAACGGAUUAUGUAUAUCAAAAGAGUUUAUAUUCGAUGUGUCUAGAGAGUGUUUAGAUGGCACUGACGAACAACACGAUACGGACUUCUUUUUUUCCGAAUAUCUUCCUAAAUUUGAUAGGUAUAGUGAUUGUUUUCUUACAUUCAGUAUUGAUUGCGACGAAAGAACAUGCGGUAAAGAAAAGUUCUCAUGUGGUGAUGGUCAGUGUAUUGAAUGGAAUGAACGAUUUUCAAAUGAAACGCUUUGUAAUAAUUAUCAAGAUGCAUUCCAUGUGUGUGAAUUAAAAGAAAAUAUGCGAACAAUGAAAACAGGUCAAUGUGAAUGGAAAAUUGAGAAUUUUAUCAAAGAAAACGAUACGUGUCACGAAGCAGUCGUGCGAAGUAGGACGACUGAUUAUUCGAAUGAUAAUGGUUCACUUAUUAUGUGCUUGUUUAAACAUAUCAGAGAUAAAUGUUCAAGUACUGGAGUAUUUUACAAAUAUUUUGAAUCAUAUUCAAUUACACCGUUUAUUGAAUCUUAUCUUGAAGCUAAUCAAUUUGCAUAUUAUAAUUACAAAAUAAUACGUUUAAUAUUUCAGCAGUCAACGCUUCCUGCUCAAUUUUGUGCUGCUGGUUAUAAACAGACUUGUUUUAAUUAUACAGAUAUUUAUGAACAAAAUUACCCUUUUCCACCGUUUGAAUAUCUUUUUAGUAAUGUAACAAAAAAACACCUGACAUCAUCAUUCUAUUGUAAUAAUACAUCUUCAUUUUAUUUGUGUCCGACAUCGCAUGAAUGCAUAUCAAAAUAUCGUUUAUUUGACGGGUUUUAUGACUGUAUCGAUAGAUCAGAUGAACGUAAUUAUUUAUUAAUCAGUAGUCUAGACAAGAAAUAUUUGCGAGACAGAUAUCGGUGUGAGACAACACCUGGAUUGAUUUUACCUCAUUUUUUAGGUGAUAAAGAAAAACAAUGUGAAGAUGGAAGUGAUGAGAUAAAUUCAUUUAUGAACUGGCGAUUUAUUGUCUGUACUAUAAAGCAGUUUUGUACCUUUCUCAAACAGUCGUUGUCGGAGAGAUCUAAACAGCUGGUACUAGGUUUCAAUCACAUAUGCGAUUCACGUUGGGAUGUACAGAAAGGUUUGGACGAAAUUAAUUGUACAGAUUGGGCCUGUGGGUCAGAUCAAAUUAAAUACGAAAGAGAAGAUGUAGAACUGUGGAAUGGAAACUGUAAUAAGAAUGUUAAGAAGUGUGAUGGUAUUUGGGAUUUCAUCGACGGUAGAGACGAACUGAAUUGUACCGCAGAACACUCUGGUUAUAAAAUCAAAUCACCACCAUGUCGAAAUAUAACAACAAAAGAAAUAGUUGAUAUUAAUUCCAAGUGGCGUUUGCGAGGUAAUGUCCAUGUUGAUUGCAUCGGAGGCCAAGACGAGAGAAAUACGUAUGCGUGUCAAGAUAGAUUAUCGCUAAAUACACGAUUUCUAUGUUUAAAUGGUACUUGUAUUGAACAAAUGUAUACAUGCGAUGGUUUCAAACAUUGUUUAGAAGGCGAGGAUGAAGAUUUCUACUUAUGUGCAAAUCGUUCAGCAACUUUAUGCCCACCAGCUUAUCGUCUUGCUAGAAUUUUGCAUAUCGAUUUAAGAGAACGUCGACGAUUAUUGCGACAGGUGUGCUCAGAUCAAUGUUUACAUGGUACCUGCUAUCCAAUAAUCAAUAAAGAAAGUGAUUAUUAUUGUGACUGUGAAAUUGAAUGGAAUGGUAAGAAUUGUGAUGGAUCAGUUUUAUGGAAUUUAUCGAAGAACACAUUGACUAAUGUUAGUUCAACCUGUGCAAAUAACAGCAUCUAUUUGCCUACAUUUUAUGAUCAUAAUGCAUCAAAAUAUACAAGUUUUAUGUGUAUAUGUCCUUUGAACACAUGGGGUGCAACUUGUAAUUUGAAAAUACCAAAUCAAUGUUCUUCUUCUACAUUUAAAUGUGAUAACAAUGGCAUUUGUUUAACGUUUAAAGAUAGUUCUUAUAAAGAUCGGACAACCUGUCAGUGUCCUGGAAACUUUUACGGAGAUCAUUGUGAGAAUCCAACACGUGUUGUAACAAUACACAAGAAUGAAAAAUUUUCAAACCUAUCGUCCACAAUUUUCACAGCUAUUGUUCAACUUGCUAGUGUUGACUUUAUCAGGAUUUCUUUUUCUAUUCAACAAUCAAUACUAAUAGUUGAUGAUAAUCCUCUUAUAACCUACGAAUUAUAUAGCAGCAACACUAUUGAUGAACUUCAGGCAGGAUUUUUCAAAUUAUAUGAAGAAGACAAUGAUGGUAACUAUAAAAGCAAUAUUUACCUACUUCAUACAAGAGAGGUAAGCUCUUCCUGA